AUGGAUCAAUAUCGUGUCAUCCGUCAACCUCUCAACACUGAGACCGCUAUGAAGAAGAUUGAGGAACACAACACCUUGACCUUCCUCGUUGAUGUUAAGGCUAACAAGAACCAAAUCAAGGAUGCCGUCAAGCGUCUUUAUGAUGUUGAGGCUGCCAAGAUCAACACUCUCAUCAGACCCGAUGGUUACAAGAAGGCUUUCGUUCGUCUCACCGCUGAUGUCGAUGCCCUCGAUGUUGCUAACAAGAUUGGCUUCAUCUAA
Mucor velutinosus is the source of this 261-nucleotide messenger RNA. RefSeq lists its product as uncharacterized. Gene Ontology annotation, cellular component: cytosolic large ribosomal subunit; ribosome. NCBI's taxonomy places the organism in Eukaryota, Fungi, Mucoromycota, Mucoromycetes, Mucorales, Mucoraceae. The transcript is spliced from 2 exons. Bases 1 to 261 code for a protein of 86 amino acids. Gene Ontology annotation, biological process: ribosomal large subunit assembly; translation. Gene Ontology annotation, molecular function: structural constituent of ribosome; rRNA binding. The record is from RefSeq and is a predicted model, not a curated record.